AAUUGUUCAUCGUCUCUCCAUUUUCCUCCUUUCUAAGCUCAGCUUCCUUGUCAAGCUUAGUUUCCGAAUUCACCAUCUUCUUCUUCUUCUCUGUUGUCUUCUUACUCGCUCUCAAUGGCGCGAAAUCGGGAGGGACUGGUUCUGUUGCUUGAUGUCGGGCCACCAAUGCACGGUAUUCUUCCGGAAGUUGAAAAGGCGUGUUCUUUGUUAAUAGAAAAGAAGUUGAUUUUCAACAAGUAUGACGAAGUUGGAGUGAUCUUUUUCGGAACUGAAGAGACCAGGAAUGAGCUUGCAAGGGAUAUAGGCGGAUAUGAGCAUGUUAUUGUUUCGAGACAAAUCAAGGCUGUUGAUGAAAACCUUGUUGAGGAUAUACAGCAGCUUCCUCGAGGAACUGUAGCUGCCGAUUUUCUUGACGCCUUAAUUGUCGGAAUGGAUAUGAUGAUAAAAAAGUACGGUCCUACAGAAAAAGGGAAAAAACGGCUGUGUCUCAUCACUAAUGCAGUCUGUCCUACAAAAGAUCCAUUCGAAGGGACAAAAGAAGAUCAAGUCAGCACCAUUGCGACGAAAAUGGCUGCAGAAGGUAUAAAGAUGGAAAGCAUUGUUGUGAGGGGAAAUUUAAGCGGUGAUUCUGAUCAGAAGAUUAUGGAUGAGAAUGACCAUUUAUUGAAAUUACUCUCCAGCAGAGCGAGUGCUAGAAUAGUUUAUGUUGAGAGUCCACUAUCACUGCUUGGGGCCUUAAAAACCCGGCGAAUUGCUCCAGUUACUGUGUUCAGGGGUGACCUUGAGAUUAACCCAGAACUGAAGAUUAAGGUCUGGGUUUAUAAGAAAGUGUCUGAGGAAAGGCUACCCACACUAAAGAAAUACUCUGAUAAAGCACCUCCAACUGACGAGUUUGCCCAACAUGAAGUAAAAGUAGAUUAUGAGUACAAAGUUAGUGGAGAAUCAAGCCAGGCUCUCGCCCCAGAGGAACGGAUCAAAGGCUAUCGCUAUGGUCCUCAGGUUGUACCUAUAUCAUCUGAUCAGAUGGAAGCCCUCAAGUUUAAACCCGAAAAAGGAAUUAAGCUUCUGGGGUUUACUGAUGCUUCAAACAUAUUUCGACAUGAACCGGGAAAGACAAAAUCUGUUCUUGCCGCCUCUGCCAUUGCAAGAGCGAUGAGUCAAGCUAAUAAGGUUGCAAUUUUACGAUGUGUCUGGAGAAAAGGACAAGGGAAUGUCGUUAUUGGUGUCUUGACCCCUAAUGUAUCUGAUAGAGCUGAUACCCCUGAUUCAUUUUACUUCAAUGUGCUCCCUUUUGCCGAGGACGUUCGUGAGUUUCCGUUUCCCUCUUUCAGCAGAUUGCCCGCAUCAUUGAAGCCAGAUGAGCAACAGCAAGCAGCAGCAGAUAAUUUAGUGAAGAUGCUUGACCUUGCACCGUCUGGUAGAGAGGAAGUCCUCAAGCCCGAUCUUACUCCAAACCCGGUUUUGCAGCGGUUUUAUCGUUUUCUUGAGUUGAAAUCAAAAUCCCCGGAUGCUGCUUUACCUCCACUCGACAAAACUCUCAAGGGCAUCAUGGAUCAAGACUCAGAAUUGCUUUUAAAGAGCAAGUUCAUCUUGGAUGCAUUUCGUGGAAGCUUUGAACUCAAGGAGAACCCUAGACUGAAGAAAGCAUCUAAGCUGUUGUUACGGGAGAAACCAUCUGGCUCAGAUGAUGAAAACGAUCGUAUGGAUGUCGAGGCUGAAAACAAAUCCCUGGUUGACAAAAUCCGAGAUGCAAACCCUGUUCAGGAUUUCGAAGCCAUGAUGUCCCGGAGAGAUAGUCCAGAUUGGGUUGACAAAGCAAUCGUGGAAAUGAAAAACAAGAUACUGAAGCUCAUAGAAGAACCUGAUGGAGAGGACAAAGCCUUGGCAUGUCUGCUUUCCCUCCGCAAGAGCUGUGUCCUUGAACAGGAGCCGAAGCAAUUCAACAAUUUCCUGCGGCAUCUUUACCAGUUAUGCGUCGAGAAAAACCUGACCUGUUUUCUUAAACACCUCACUUGCAAAAAAGUCAUGUUGAUUCCCAAAUCCGAAGCUGAAGACAGUGACGUAGCGGACGAGGAAGCGAAAGACUUUCCCGUCAAACGCGAGCCGAUGCCUGACAGCUGAGCCAAUUUUUCUCAGGAAAUUACUCUCUUGUUUUCUGUAAAUCGUCAUCAUAUAAUGUGAUUCUUUUUGGCAUGAAUCUGUGACACUUUGCAUCAGUAAUCAAAUCGUAAGUGUUGAACAGAUGUGAAAUUUUUGUCA
Tarenaya hassleriana is the source of this 2259-nucleotide messenger RNA. RefSeq names its product ATP-dependent DNA helicase 2 subunit KU80. Gene Ontology annotation, molecular function: telomeric repeat DNA binding; DNA helicase activity; damaged DNA binding. NCBI's taxonomy places the organism in Eukaryota, Viridiplantae, Streptophyta, Magnoliopsida, Brassicales, Cleomaceae. The record is from RefSeq and is a predicted model, not a curated record. The transcript is spliced from 12 exons. Gene Ontology annotation, cellular component: nucleus; Ku70:Ku80 complex. The coding region runs from base 115 to 2121 and encodes 668 amino acids. Gene Ontology annotation, biological process: cellular response to X-ray; double-strand break repair via nonhomologous end joining; cellular response to gamma radiation.